Schistocerca cancellata (South American locust) is the source of this 2939-nucleotide messenger RNA. It is a transcript of the gene AcCoAS, whose product is annotated as acetyl-coenzyme A synthetase. Lineage: Eukaryota; Metazoa; Arthropoda; Insecta; Orthoptera; Acrididae. The transcript is spliced from 12 exons. The coding region runs from base 63 to 2219 and encodes 718 amino acids. Gene Ontology annotation, molecular function: acetyl-CoA synthetase activity. Gene Ontology annotation, biological process: acetyl-CoA biosynthetic process. The record is from RefSeq and is a predicted model, not a curated record.
CCGCAUUCGUUCACAGUGGCCGUUGCAGUGUGGUGUGAGCGAGGUCUGCCUAAGUUGCCGAAAUGAGUGAUAGCGAGGCCGUGUACCAUCCGGACCCCGCUUUGUCGCGGCGGUCCUACAUAGGAUCCAUGAAGCAAUAUCAGGACAUGUACAGACGUUCUAUUGACGAACCUGAGGAGUUUUGGGGUGAUAUGGCUAAACAAUUCCAUUGGGAAACUCCUGUGACUUCAAAGUUUCACUCAUACAAUUUUGACAUCACCAAAGGACCAAUUUCUAUAAAAUGGAUGGAAGGUGCAACGACAAACAUAAGCUACAAUUUGCUCGAUCGAAAUGUACGGAAUGGACUUGGCGACAAAAUAGCGUUUUACUGGGAGGGGAAUGAUCCAGAAGAUUAUAGCAGAUUAACUUACAAGAAAUUGUUGGAAGAAGUUUGCCGUUUUGCUAAUGUGCUUAAAUCCCAUGGUGUUACCAAAGGUGACAGAGUUGCUAUCUAUAUGCCAAUGGUGCUAGAAGUUGUAAUCACAAUGCUGGCUUGUGCACGUAUUGGAGCUGUACAUUCCAUUGUGUUUGCUGGUUUCUCUGCUGAUUCUCUGGCAGAGAGGAUGCUUGAUUCAAAGUGCAAAUUACUUGUUACUGCAGAUGGAGCAUGGCGAGGAGAGAAAUUGUUGCACCUUAAAGAAAUCUGUGAUAAUGCUAUGGAAAGGAGCAAGAAAUUAGGACAUGAAGUGGAAACCUGCAUAGUUGUCAGACACUUGCCAAGGUUAAGUGCCUCACAGUGUCAGAAUGGUUGUGAAAAAGCUAAUUUCUCACCAGAAAAAAGGAAAGCAUAUGAUGAAAAGGAUGUGUUCGGAGAAUCAUGGUCAUCACUUGCACGUGGGUUUUCCUUAGCAUUUUGUUGCCGUAGGAAGAAACAAAAGAAUCUGCACAAUGACAAAGAGACAAAGGUACCCUGGAAAGAUGGGAGGGAUCACUGGUGGGACGAUGAAAUGGAAGAUGCUUCUUCCUCAUGUUAUCCUGUGUGGAUGGGAGCUGAAGACCCACUAUUCAUGCUGUACACCAGUGGGUCCACUGGUAAACCAAAGGGAGUACUUCACACCACGGCAGGGUAUCUUUUGUAUGCUGCAACUACUUUCAAGUAUGUUUUCGACUAUCAUCCAGGAGAUGUCUAUUGGUGUACUGCAGAUGUUGGUUGGAUCACAGGUCAUACAUAUGUUGUUUAUGGGCCCUUAGCUAAUGGUGCAACAUCUGUAAUGUUUGAGGGAACACCAUUCUACCCAGAGAAUGACAGGUUCUGGCAGAUAGUAGACAAAUACAGGGUGAACCAAUUCUAUACUGCUCCCACUGCAAUCAGAGCUCUGAUGAAAUUUGGUGAUGAACCAGUGAAAAAACAUAGUUUAAAGACACUGCAGGUACUUGGUUCUGUUGGUGAACCAAUCAAUCCAGAAGCAUGGAUGUGGUAUUACAAACUUAUAGGCCAUAGCAAAUGUUCGAUCGUAGAUACUUUCUGGCAAACAGAAACAGGAGGGCAUGUUCUUACGCCAAUUCCUGGAUGCACACCAAUGAAACCAGGAUCUGCUACAUUUCCUUUCUUUGGUGUUCUCCCAGCCCUACUGGAUGAAAAUGGAAGAGAGAUAACUGGCCCAGGUGAAGGGUACUUAGUUUUCAGGAGGCCAUGGCCAGGUAUUAUGAGGACAUUGUACGGAAAUCAUGAGAGAUUUGAAACGACAUACUUCAAGAAGUUUCCUGGAUAUUAUUGCACUGGAGAUGGAGCAAGAAGAGACAAAGAUGGAUACCUCUGGAUAACAGGGCGUGUAGAUGACAUGCUAAAUGUCUCUGGGCAUUUGCUUAGUACAGCUGAAGUGGAAUCUGCUCUUGUAGAGCAUGCAUCAGUUGCGGAAGCUGCAGUAGUAUCACAAGCACAUCCUGUUAAAGGAGAGUGCUUAUACUGCUUUGUGACUCCCGUCGAGGGAGCAGAAUUUUCGAAAAAGCUUGUUGAUGAUUUGAAACGGAAAGUUCGUGAGAAAAUUGGACCAUUUGCAGCACCAGAAGUUAUUCAGUAUGCCCCAGCAUUGCCUAAAACCCGUUCAGGAAAGAUAAUGAGGAGGGUACUAAGAAAAAUUGCACAAAAUGACAGAGACAUUGGUGACAUAUCAACUUUAGCAGAUGAAAGCAUUGUUGAAAUUUUAUUCCAGAACAGGCCAGCUGGGCUUAAAGGUUAAAGAGCAACCAAUCAAUGUGCCACUGCGUACCAAACAAAUCAGUAUUUGUAACAUUUGUAAGUGUUGUGUUAUAUGUGUAAAUGUUUUAGCUGCUAAUUGUGUAAAUAAAACUGAGAAAGGACUGACAAUUUAGAUGGACAUUGUUAAAUGUGACUUCUUCCAUUACAUCUUCAUUGUGACAGCUUAAAUUAUGGAAUGUGGAAAAUUUCACUGUGCAUUGACAGAAAAAUAUAGUUUAAAUAGAUCCCUUGAAAAUUUUAAAUGUUGUAGAACCAUGCAUGCACAAUGAAAUUGAUGACAACACAUUUCCUGUUUCCUGCCACAGUUCCAGUAACAAAAUGCACUCAGUAUUCUCUAAAUGGAAUAAAUGUAAUAUUAUUUUUUGCUGGACUUUUAGAUGAAAUGACAUCCACUUUAGUCAUUUUAAUGAUCUCAUUGCCCUUUGUUGAGGGUUUGUGUUUAAAUGACACAAGAAAUGCAUAACAAUGCAGAAACGAUACAUAUCAUUUCAGGAACAAUUUUGUAAUUAAAUGUGCAAGGUCAUAUUCAGGAUAAAUAUUUAUUGUACAGAACAUGAAAACAUACGUCCAACUAUUUUUAACUCAUUUUGAGAUUGUACAAUUUAUGCUUAUUAAAUUAUGUUCAAAAGUUUUCUAUUUUUGUGGUAAAUAUCUGUGUACAAUAGGCAAAUGAAAAAUUAAAUAAAAUUUUAAAGUUUUA